GCCACCAUGUUCCCCAGGCACUUCCAACAGUGGAGUUUCGUGGUCUUCUUGCUGAGUUACUGCCUGCCGUCCUCCGGCCGAUCCCUGGAAGGCCACGCGAACGGACGCCGAUUCAAAAGGACCGUCGCUGAAUACCAACUCCUUCACGACAAAGGGAAGUCCAUGCAAGACACCCGAAGGCGUAACUUCCUGCAAAAUCUCAUCGAUGGGGUGAACACGGCUGAGAUACGAGGUGUAGCAGAGAUGUCAUCCAACCCGAAACCCGGCGUGGGUCUGGGCAAAAUCUGCACUGUCAGCGUUGGCAUCGAUGAUGAAGGCAAAAACCUGACCCAGGAGACCCACAAGGAACCUUACAAGGAGCAGCCUCUAAAGACCCCCGGAAAGAAGAAAAAAGGAAAGUCCGGGAAACGUAAAGAUCAAGAGAAGAAGAAGAGGCGAAUUCGUUCGGCCUGGCUCAGCUUAAAAGGGUCCGGCAGUGGGAUGGACAUCUUGCGUGUUGCACCUAUUAAGACAAGGUAA
Molecule: messenger RNA, 519 nt
Organism: Thamnophis elegans (Western terrestrial garter snake)
Lineage: Eukaryota; Metazoa; Chordata; Lepidosauria; Squamata; Natricidae
Product: parathyroid hormone-related protein-like
Exons: 2
Coding region: 7-519 (170 amino acids)
Biological process (GO): bone mineralization; regulation of chondrocyte differentiation; osteoblast development
Cellular component (GO): extracellular region
Molecular function (GO): hormone activity; peptide hormone receptor binding
Source: RefSeq, a predicted model, not a curated record